AUGUCGACAGACGAAACAGACAAUACGAAUGAAAUCAACGAUGAAAACGCAUCGAAGGAUCGCAAAAAUUCUCGCCGUCAACGUCAGCAACUUCGAUUUGUUGAAGAUGAACCAGAGGACAAAGAGCCGAAGUCUCCCUCAACUUUCAAGCCGCCCACACGAGCCAGUCGAUUCCUAUCUAUUUGUGAACCAUCCAUUGAAUUACCUAAUGUCAAUCUUUUACACUUACGACAGCUACACAAUCAAACAGUUGAUGAAAAAGAUUCCACUGAAUUGACGGAUGAAGAAUUUGAUAAAAUACCAUUUAAAAUUCAAAUCAUUCGCGAACGAUGCGAUGAUCUCGAUAUUGCUCCAACAAGUUCUAAAGCAAAACCAGCUUUGGAUAUGCCAACGGUGAUUCCAAGUGUUUUAACGAAUCAACGUCGUUUAGAAAUUAUCGAGGAAAUUUUGAAAAAAUUGAGUCAAACCAAUGUUCUCGAUGAAAUUCGCCGAGUUAAUGCUAUUCCCUACCGCUUACCACAAGACAACCAACUACAAAAAAAUGUCGCUCGCCGCAUCCGAGAAUUAACCGGUAGUGAUGUCGUCAUACUCAACGAUCAUCUCUAUAUGAAAAAUCUAUGCAAGUCCAUCAAAGAAAAACGUCAAAAAGACUUGCAAAAGAAGUUCGACCGACUGGCAGCUAAUGAAAAACAACGGCAACUGUUGGAAUAA
Adineta ricciae is the source of this 711-nucleotide messenger RNA. The record is from the annotation of a GenBank genome assembly. NCBI's taxonomy places the organism in Eukaryota, Metazoa, Rotifera, Eurotatoria, Adinetida, Adinetidae.